CUUCGUAAACAAAGACACGCGUGUUCAAAUUGCUUUACAUCGGUUUGAUGUAGUUUUUUUCCCAAAAAAUCAAUUAAAGUUGAUUCAAACAAAAAGCUUUGCUAAUUAUUUAAGCAGCAACAACAUAAGUGCAACAUGUUUGUGCUGGCCGAGCUAAAAGACACGGUGCGGAUUGCCCCGGAAUUGUUCAAUCUCAAACUUCCAGAAGCCAUCAAGGAUGAAGUCAACAGAAAAUUGGCUAACAAGGUCCUCCUGAACGUCGGCCUCUGCAUCGCCCUCAAGGACAUCGUCAAACUUGGAGACUCCAUAAUCCUGCCCGGCGAUGGCGCCUCCCACACCGAGGUCAACUUCCGGUACAUCGUGUUCCGCCCGAUGAUCGGUGACGUCAUCACGGGGAAAAUCCGCAGCUGCAGCCGCGAGGGCGUCCACGUGACGCUCGGCUUUUUCGACGACAUCCUAAUCCCACCCUCAGCGCUGCAGCAUCCUUCGCGCUUUGAGGAGGCAGAACAGGCGUGGGUGUGGGAGUAUCCGCUGGAGGACGGCAAGAAGCACGACCUGUACAUGGACAUUGGCGAGAGUAUCAAGUUUCGCGUUUCGGGGGAAGUUUUCGAGGAGAGUUCACCGAUUGGUCCGCCCGACCAGGAGGUGGCGGGAUCGGGGACGGCGUCCAGCACGAGCACAAGUGCGACUACGGCGGAUGCCAACAAGACGCCGUACCGGAUCAUGGCCGCCAUCAACGAGUCGGGACUGGGACUGCUGUCGUGGUGGGUCACGCAAUCCCAGGAGGAGGAAGGCGACGAGGAAGAACAAGAAGGCGAAGAAGACGGAGGCGAAGAAAUGGAAGAAGAUGAAUAAAACUACGGGGGCGGAUGUUUCCUUAAUAUCAGCUUUCUGGUUUUGUUGUAA
Culex pipiens pallens (northern house mosquito) is the source of this 906-nucleotide messenger RNA. RefSeq names its product DNA-directed RNA polymerase III subunit RPC8 (gene Polr3H). Bases 136 to 855 code for a protein of 239 amino acids. Gene Ontology annotation, cellular component: RNA polymerase III complex. The transcript has 2 exons. Gene Ontology annotation, molecular function: nucleic acid binding. NCBI's taxonomy places the organism in Eukaryota, Metazoa, Arthropoda, Insecta, Diptera, Culicidae. Gene Ontology annotation, biological process: DNA-templated transcription; transcription initiation at RNA polymerase III promoter. The record is from RefSeq and is a predicted model, not a curated record.